GCUCCCCUAGCAGGAACCGAUGGAGAAACCACCACACAAGGUCUGGAUGGACUGUCCCGAACGUUGCGCUCAGUACAAGAAGGACGGUGCUGACUUUGCCAAGUGGCGCUGUGUGCUGAAGAUCUCAGAGCACGCACCCUCGAGCCUUUCAAUCUACGAAAAUGCCAACGUGUUGGCGCGGUAUGCCAGCAUUUGCCAGCAGAAUGGUCUUGUGCCAAUCGUGGAACCUGAAAUUCUGUCCGAUGGAUCACAUGACCUCCAAAGAUGCCAGUAUGAAACAGAAAAGGUCCUGUCUGCAGUGUACCAUGCCCUCAUCCAGCAUCAUGUGUAUCUUGAAGGCACCCUCCUAAAGCCAAACAUGGUGACAGGAGGACAAUCUUGCUCUCAAAAAUUUACACCCGAGCAAGUCGGUAUGGCAACUGUUACUGCUCUGAGACGAACAGUCCCUUCUGCAGUCCCAGGUAUCUGCUUUCUGUCUGGAGGUCAGAGUGAAGAAGAGGCAUCACUUAACCUGAAUGCCAUGAACCGCUGCAGUCUUCCUCGCACCUGGCGUCUGUCCUUCUCUUAUGGCCGUGCCCUUCAGGCCUCAGCACUCUCUGCCUGGGUCGGGAAAACAGAGAAUGAGAAAGCGACACAGGAAGCUUUCGCUAAAAGGGCAAAGAUCAACGGUUUGGCAUCCCUCGGGAAGUAUGAACCCUCUGGAUCUUCAGACUCCGCCUCCUCCAAAUCCCUCUUCCAGCCCAGCUACACCUACUAA
Staurois parvus is the source of this 757-nucleotide messenger RNA. NCBI's taxonomy places the organism in Eukaryota, Metazoa, Chordata, Amphibia, Anura, Ranidae. The record is from the annotation of a GenBank genome assembly.